AGGAUAAGGGUAAUUUGAACAUUAAGAUUAUAGAAACUACUUCUCAGACCAUUGGCAAUGAUUUAGAUGCUUUUGUAAAUAAAGAAAAAAACUUUACUUUGUUUAAAAGAAAAAUAAAUCAAAUCAUUGAACCUCGAUUCAAUCCCUGUGAAGAUUAAAUUGUUGAUCAAAAAUGUCGGCGAACGACAAAGAAUCAACUUCAGAGAAACAGUCAACUACUGAGAGGCAUGUUAAAGGUGUUCCAUUUCCACCAAGCCACAAGUUGACCAUAAAGGAGGUUUUUGUGAACGACAAACCUAAGGUUGAUUUACUGAAGGAACAUUUUGUGCAAGAAGGAAGGGUAGAGGAUGAAGUGGCACUUCACAUUAUCAACCUUGGAUCGGAGUUACUGAGGAAAGAACGAACCAUGGUUGACAUAGAAGCCCCUGUGACAGUGUGUGGUGAUAUACAUGGCCAGUUCUUUGACCUCAUGAAACUGUUUGAAGUAGGUGGCAACCCCGCUACUACUAAUUAUCUUUUCCUGGGAGAUUAUGUGGAUCGUGGAUACUACAGUAUAGAGUGCGUGUUAUACUUGUGGGCUUUGAAAAUCCUCUAUCCAAACACUUUACACUUGCUUCGCGGAAACCACGAGUGCCGGCAUUUAACUGAAUAUUUUACUUUCAAACAGGAAUGUAUCAUAAAAUACAGCGACAAGGUGUAUGACGCUUGCAUGAACGGAUUUGAUUGCCUGCCAUUAGCAGCUCUUAUGAACCAACAGUUCCUGUGUGUACAUGGUGGGUUAUCACCUGAACUGAACACUUUAGAAGACAUUAAAAAGUUGGACAGAUUCAAGGAGCCCCCUGCGUUUGGGCCCAUGUGUGACCUCUUGUGGUCAGAUCCAUUGGAGGAGUUUGGCAACGAACAUUCAACCGAACACUUUUCCCACAAUUCAGUUCGAGGCUGCUCUUAUUUCUACAGUUACCCAGCUGUUUGCGAGUUCUUGCAAAACAACAGUCUCCUGUCGCUCAUACGCGCGCAUGAGGCACAAGACGCAGGAUACCGCAUGUACAAGAAAAGUACUUCAACUGGAUUCCCUUCCCUUAUCACCAUCUUUUCUGCUCCCAACUACUUGGACGUUUACAACAAUAAAGUAACUGAGAUGCUGGUAAACGUGCUCAAUAUUUGUUCGGAUGAUGAACUGAUGGCUGAAAGAGAUGAUAGUUUCGAAGAGGGAGGUUACCCAGCAGCGCGUAAAGAAGUCAUUCGAAAUAAAAUUCGUGCCAUCGGAAAAAUGGCGCGCGUAUUUUCCGUUUUGAGAAAAGAGAGUGAAACGGUACUUGAAUUAAAAGGACUCACUCCAUCAGGGAUGCUUCCAAUGGGUGUUUUAUCUGGAGGGGCAAGCUCAUUACAGACAGCCAUUAGUGGAAUAAACCCAGCUGGUAUUCGCUCUUUUGAAGAAGCUAAAGGGUUGGAUCGGGUGAAUGAGCGGAUGCCGCCGAGACGGAAUGGAGAUGCAAGUGGAGAAUCAAGCAGUGCAGGAAACAAUUAAAUUUGCCGUCAAAGUUUUCACUUUUGCAUUUUUGGGGACAGAAUUGGAAUUAUAUGAAAAUAUCCCCUUUUUACACCACGUGUGUGUAACACCUCAUUGAUUGCAGAACUUCAACCUAAUGCUUAACAUAAAACAUACAAGGGCAUUGGUUUUAUGUGACUUUGCACUUUUCAAGGUAAACAGAAAAUUUAAAUUUGUUUGAAACUAAAAUGGAAGCCAUUGGUGCUGCCUCAAAUAACUACAACAAAUGUUGUGAAAAAGUUGCGAAAAUUUUGAAAAAUUGAGUAUUUUUUGUCCUCAAAGCAACUACUGCUGCCACUUACAAACAUUCUGUUUUACUUGUUGUCUCAAACACGUUGGUUUUUCGUUCAGUUACCCGAUAUUUUAAUUCUAGGUCUACUGUACUGCAUGAGAUAUUUUUUCUGUUUUUUUUUUCACUUGAGAUACAAACGUCUGUAGUUUUUUGUCCUGUUUAAACAAUUUGGAUAUUUUCAAUUCUUCAGGCGAGUGUUUUUUUGGAAUGUUCCGUUUUUUGUUUGUUUGUUCCAUAAGCAGUAGACCAGCUUGAGAGAUUGAAUGAUUAAAAUAUUACGACCAUCUUAACGUCCCUGUCUGUACGUUGAAACCCUGCUUUGGCAGCCAUUUAAACUUAUAUCCCUGAUGGCGUAAAAGUAUGCAGUAUGGAGAUAUCUAUAUUAACUUGUGUGUAUUUUCCGGUAUUUUAGACCUUGAGUAAGAGGUACACACCCAUUUAUGUUUUGCUGUUCCGAAAAUUGUUAAAUUCGUUUAAAUUUUUUUUACACAUUUUUUUUGUUCUGGUUUUUCUUGUUCGUUAAGUUAAAAAAGUUUUUAAUUUUCAAAUCUGCAGGACUUAUUUCCACAACGCAUUAAUACAUAGACAGCCGAAUAAAUUGGCAGAUUUAAUU
This is a messenger RNA of Ciona intestinalis (vase tunicate), 2454 nucleotides long. The record is from RefSeq and is a predicted model, not a curated record. Lineage: Eukaryota; Metazoa; Chordata; Ascidiacea; Phlebobranchia; Cionidae.